Auxenochlorella protothecoides is the source of this 987-nucleotide messenger RNA. RefSeq lists its product as hypothetical. The record is from RefSeq and is a predicted model, not a curated record. Bases 1 to 987 code for a protein of 328 amino acids. The transcript is spliced from 4 exons. NCBI's taxonomy places the organism in Eukaryota, Viridiplantae, Chlorophyta, Trebouxiophyceae, Chlorellales, Chlorellaceae.
AUGGGUCUCACCCUCUCUCGCAUCGGGUCGGACCCAUACUACGCAAACUACGAAAAGAGUCUGGCACGAAUCCAAAAGGAUGUCAUCAAGCUGAAGGCCCAGCUCGAGGCCCGGCGUGCCGUGAGUGCACACAUCCGUUCUCGCUUUCUUGGCGGCUUUGCGGCCGUGUAUGUGGUCAUCCUGGCCUACGCCGCCUGGGUGGCACGCGCCCCGCCCGCCACAUACACAUACCGGCAGCACCUCACGCUUGUGGCGCCUGCCCUGUAUGCCCCGCCCGCGGCCUGGCUUCUCUACCGCCUCCUGAGCGCGAUACUCCAAGCCCUGGACUCCUACUCUGCACGGAAAGUGGCUCUCCUGGACUCCAAGCUGCGGAAAAUGGUCGCGGAACUCAAGGAGUCCUCGCGGUAUGAACGCACUCUGGCCCUGCUCAAGAAGUAUGACCCCGAGUACAAGCCGCCCCUGCCUACGCCUGCGCCAAGGCCUGCUGCCCCAGCGGGCAGGGCGCCCGGGGUCCAGGGGCCACGGGCCCCCCCGCAGCCUCAGCCGGCGGCGGGGCCCAAGGUCGUACCGGCCCUCACGCAACUCUGGACACGCGCCGCCGACAGGCUCAUAGCGGACGACCCGGUGGCGCUGCGCCUGCUGCAGGAAGCGCAACGCGAGGCCGCCGAGCUGCGCGCCGCGCUCGUGGCGUCGGAGACAGAGACGCUGCGCCUCCAGGCCCAGAAUCGGCACCUGCUCACGGAAUUGGGGGUGGACAUGGGUUCUGACGUGACAGGCCACCAGCCCCAGCCAGCGGAGGCCGGGGUGGUAGAAGGCAACGCCAUGCCUGCUGGAGGCGAGCCGGCAGUGGCGGCCGGUGAGACAGCGUUAGAUACAGUCGCAGCGUCCGGGAACGGAAAGACGGGGGCGGCAGGCAGCUGUGAUCCGACACUCAAGGAGCCGGUCACGGAACGACCCAGGUCCCCUGCGCGGAAGCGCCUGGUCUAG